Orbicella faveolata is the source of this 1344-nucleotide messenger RNA. RefSeq names its product myosin light polypeptide 6 pseudogene. The record is from RefSeq and is a predicted model, not a curated record. Lineage: Eukaryota; Metazoa; Cnidaria; Anthozoa; Scleractinia; Merulinidae.
UAAAAUAAAGCAUAAAACCAAUAGAAAGGUUGACCGGACGGCUGAAAAGGGUAACUUUAAUGCCCAAUAUUUUUGUUAGACCUUCAGGAGCUACACUGAAGCUAAGUAGAUAUGGAUAAAACGGUUACAAAAUUUUAAAUGAUAUUAAAGGAAAUAUGUGACAUGAUUGGUUGACAAAAAUAGAGACAAGAGUCGGGUGGGGUCAAUAUUGAGCCCGCGAACAGGCCGAAAACUAAUCAUGUAAUAAUUAACUCUGUAAUGAUUAAUUUGUGAAGGCCUGGACAGCAUUCAGUAACAUACCACAAAUAGUAGUCCUUGAGCAUAACACGAGCAGCGAUAGAAGCACGAUGACGGAUCUAUCGGAAGAGCAAAUUCUAGAAUUCAAGGACGCUUUCAGUCUUUUCGACGAAAUAGGGGAUGGAAAAGUCGACAAAACCCGAAUACCCGACAUUCUGAGGUCGCUCGGAUUGAAUCCACUCAAACAAGACAUCGAAAAGGUGAAAGAAAGUCUCAAGUCCAACAAGGACAGAAUCAGUUUCGAAGAAUUUCUUCCCAUUUACGUUCCUCUCGCUAAGAAGCAAGCUGGAAGCGCAGAGGAGUUUAUCGAGGCGCUCAAGAUGUUCGACCGUGAAGGCAACGGAAGAAUCAGGACUGCGGAGCUACGCCGGAUGUUGACAGCGCUUGGAGACAAGCUGACCGAGUCCCAAGCUGAUGUGAUCGUCGGCCUACACGAAGUGAAGGGCGGAUUCGUGGACUAUGAAAAACUUGUACAGGAAGUUAUGUCAAACUGAAACAAUUUGAACAAACUAGGAACAAAAUGAACAAGGUGUGUCGAUGUUGUAAAUAUUCCAGCGGGACUCGUUGUUUAAGUUUGAAACUAGCCUCGCCGCUCAGUAGAUUUUCCGAAAUACAGCUCUGCUUUAAUUUCUCAUGUUUGUAAAUUUGAUGUUGCUUUAGUUCUCGUUUCUAUUUCUCAUGUGCAACUGACAAAUAAGAUCAAAAUUUACGCGGUCCAGCGUCUAGUUCAUUUGGAAACAAAGGAAUUUGCGUAAGUAAACUUAAGAGCUUUUUUGUUCACAAAAGUCAUGUAAUUAUGCAAGUAACAUUCCAAGUCCGGGAUACUACUGUACGACUGAUUUUAGUGUUAUUUUAAGCUGGGAAUUUUAAGGCUCCCUAUUUUAUGUGCAAACGCUCUGAAAGAUACCCGAUUCAUCGUUACCCCUUCGUAUAUUUCGUCACUUUCGUUUCCGCAUAUGCUUGUUAUUCAGAAACUACAUUUAAUCAGUGUGCACCCUAGGGAUUAUAACAUAAAUAUAUAUAACAAUAAAACUCCCUUUUUGCCUC